This is a messenger RNA of Jaculus jaculus (lesser Egyptian jerboa), 828 nucleotides long. RefSeq names its product myosin light chain 1 (gene Myl1). Gene Ontology annotation, molecular function: calcium ion binding. Bases 51 to 503 code for a protein of 150 amino acids. The transcript has 7 exons. The record is from RefSeq and is a predicted model, not a curated record. Gene Ontology annotation, cellular component: contractile muscle fiber; myosin II complex. Lineage: Eukaryota; Metazoa; Chordata; Mammalia; Rodentia; Dipodidae.
UUGGACUUACUCUUCAGGUUCACUGCUGUUUUGCAGCCCAGAACUCCAUCAUGUCCUUCAGUGCCGACCAGAUUGCUGACUUCAAGGAAGCCUUUCUCCUGUUUGACAGAACAGGUGAAUGCAAGAUCACCUUAAGCCAGGUUGGCGAUGUCCUCCGGGCUCUGGGCACAAAUCCCACCAAUGCAGAGGUCAAGAAGGUUCUGGGGAACCCUAGCAAUGAAGAGAUGAAUGCCAAGAAAAUUGAGUUUGAGCAAUUUCUGCCAAUGAUGCAAGCUAUUUCUAACAACAAGGACCAGGGAAGCUAUGAAGAUUUUGUUGAGGGUCUGCGUGUCUUUGACAAGGAAGGCAAUGGCACAGUCAUGGGUGCUGAGCUCCGUCACGUUCUUGCCACCCUGGGAGAGAAGAUGAAAGAGGAAGAGGUGGAAGCCCUGCUGGCUGGUCAAGAAGACUCCAAUGGCUGCAUUAACUAUGAGGCUUUUGUCAAGCACAUCAUGUCUGUCUAAAUGGAGCUCUUACGAACACAUAUUGUUUUGAAUGACUGGCUGGAACCUUACUUGAUAACACUCAGGACUAAGUGUCCAGGUCUGUUUACCAUCACUCAGAAGAAGAAAACAAUGGCCAUCAUUCUAAACUGAAGGGCUCCCUGAAUUGUUACAUCCUUAAAUGUUCCUCUGAGUUGUACUGAAAACACAAAAAUCAAGAAUCUGCUGCUCUACAUAAGAAUAAGAUAUUGACAAUGACAAGUCCAAGUGCCAGCUUUAUUAUCUCCAUGGGUCAAUAAACAUCCUUAAAGUACCACAUCAAUAAAUAGUCUUGGUCAGUCUGGAA